Molecule: messenger RNA, 1438 nt
Organism: Oryzias melastigma (Indian medaka)
Lineage: Eukaryota; Metazoa; Chordata; Actinopteri; Beloniformes; Adrianichthyidae
Product: transmembrane protein 94-like
Exons: 10
Coding region: 1-936 (311 amino acids)
Source: RefSeq, a predicted model, not a curated record
AUGCAGAUGUGGCUUCUGUACUCGAACCAGUCGAGGAACUUGAUCAAGCAGUAUUUAUCUGCAUCGAGCUUGGACCCAGAAAAUGGCCUCAUACUAGGUCGGUGGUUUGUUAUUGAUGGGGGACGCUAUUUGAUCCAAUCUGCAGCCGUGCUCACUUUAAACGCCGCUGUCGUCCAGCUUGUGUCAGGCCAAUCAAGCACACUUUGUGGAGCUCCCUCGAGAUUCUGGCCGUGCGUUGAAACGUCGGGUUCAAAACGUGUGUUUGCGCUGUUGCAAGCCUCCACCCGUCAGACAGGGUGGCGUGUGGAACGCGGAAGUGAACAAACUUGUGGCGUGAUUAAGGCCUACUGCCUGGAACUUUUAUGGGAGGAAAGUCAUGACUUGCUCCUGGCUCUGGACCCUCUGUACCCAUCUCAGUGCUCAUGGGAGACCUUCGGCUACGCCACUGGAGGGGGGUUCAGCAGAGACGCCGAAGGGCUGUCCCCUCUGAAGCUGUCGGGACAGCUGAACAGCCUGGGCUGCUCCGUGUCCUUCCACCAAGGAGACAGCGUCAGCAUGGUGAAGCUCAUCGAGCAGGCGCGUCACACAACAUCUGGCAUCCGAAAGUGCUUCCUCUUCCUGCUGCAGUGUCAGCUCAGUCUGGUCAUCAUCCAGUUCCUGGCCUGUCUCAUCCAGCUCCCUCCACCCAUAAACACCACCGACAUCCUCUGGGUUUCCUGCUUCAGCUGCCCCUUACUCAGCGUUUCUCUCCUGGGGAAGCCUCCUGACAGUUCAGUCAUGACCGUCGCUACAGGGAAAAACCUGGAUUCAAUCCCAAAGAAGACGCAGAACUACUUCCUGGGCUGCUUCCUGUUGAAGUUCGGCCUGACGGUGUGUGCUUACCUGCUGGCCUUUGGCUUCACCCUGCAGGCUGUCUGCCCCCCGACACCAACAUGACCUUGGCCGAUAACAGCACGCUCGCCUGCCGCUCCAUCUUCACUCCCAGCUCGUCAAAGGAGUCUCCAGGCUGGUUCACCGAUCUGUCCAGUGGCCUCCUGCUGACUCAGAAGGUCAUGGCCAGCUUUUUCGUCCUUCACACAGGUGAGAUCUUCUGCAGGUGGAGCUCAGCUCGUCAGUAUAGUAACUUCUGUGAAACUGGCUCAGAUUUUCAUUGGAUUAUGUGUCACAAAGUUAAGCAGAUUUUUGUGCUGUUCAUAUGCAAUUAAUCAGUGAUUCAUGCACAUUUCAAUCCUUCGUAAUACAUGCGUGAUGUACAUAAUUCGUACGUUUUUCUUGCGUUCCUCAUUCAUCGAUGCGCGCCGAUGUCCCUCGAGGGUCGGCUGAUGUGUCUUCAGGUGAAUUCGGUUUUGAGAUGUUUUAACAUUUUUAACCAGUUGUGAAUUACAAAGUGGAGGACGGUUACUUCCGUGACGUGCGUUAAUUCCUCAUAAUGCACACU